Messenger RNA from Pseudo-nitzschia multistriata, 1189 nucleotides. NCBI's taxonomy places the organism in Eukaryota, Bacillariophyta, Bacillariophyceae, Bacillariales, Bacillariaceae. The record is from the annotation of a GenBank genome assembly.
AGUCUUGUUUCGCAUCGUCAAAUUCAAAAACUAGUACGAAGUAGUACGUACGCAAUAACAAUACAGUUGUGUCAAAUUGCUUCAACACUUGGUUAUGGACAAUAGACAAUACGGUAUCAUUUCUGUUCCUAUCAAGGUGCAGAUUUGCAGCGGAACACCACUGAACAGAGGAGAGAGCCUUUCAUUCAUUCUCAAACAGAACGCGAGCAACCCAAUCCAAACACAAGCGAAUACCAAACCGUACGGCAUGCUGGGUUCGGCACCGACGCCGCGCCGGUCGAGGCCGAGGAGAACGAGCCUUCGACUCGUCGCCCUUUUGUGCUGCCUUUUUGCAAGCAUGAACACAACCACCGUGCGCGGUGGUAUUGGUAGCUGGAGAAAAAAAACAAGCCAAGAAGAACCAGACGAGGGAGAAUCAGGUGUGGUCAAUGCCUCGUCGUCUCCCGAAGCCAACGGCAGCAGCAACCACAACCACAUGUCGAACAGCGAGCAUCAAUACCACAAGACCUACCUGGAUCUUUUCGGCGAGACGGCCAAGGACUUUUUGACGCGGGUUGCGCCAGAGCGCAUCUCGCGGAUCGUUCCCCCAGAGGAACCGGGCUGCCGGUGGGACUGGAGGUACCUCCGGUGCGAGCCCUACUGCGCCUGCACCCUUUCGCCGAAAUUCCCCUGGGACCUGCACCUCGGGAGGGCCUGCCGCAAGAGGGGGGGCGCAGAGGGGACCGACGGCGGCACCGAAGCCGGAUUCGAGGAAGGCGCGGACUACCGGGGGCUCUGCGAAGGCGGCGAUUCGCGGCCCGGGUCCACGCUCUUGUCGGUGCUCCGGUCGCCGGCUCCCUUCCUCGCGAAGACCUCCGGGGCGGCCUGGCGGAUCCUGCGCACCAGGGCCGAUCCGGUGGUGGCAAGGGCGGCGGGCGAGCUCGAGCGCGUGGGUGCCGGGGUCUCGGCCGUCGUCUGCGGGGACCUCAGCGAUCGGUGCAAGGACGGCGGCGACGGAGCCGAGGGCCCGCCGCCGGUCCUAGCGUGGCAGGAACGCCUGGUGUGCCGGGAGAUUGCCAGGGACUGCGGGCUCGUCCCUCCGAGCCGGGGGCCCGACCCGGCCGAAGCGUGAGACCGCAGCGGGAAAAAGAGCCGUGCAACGCAACACAACGCAACACAGGAUGAUGCGACACGAUGCGAUAACAUACCA